[Torrubiella] hemipterigena is the source of this 2359-nucleotide messenger RNA. NCBI's taxonomy places the organism in Eukaryota, Fungi, Ascomycota, Sordariomycetes, Hypocreales, Clavicipitaceae. The record is from the annotation of a GenBank genome assembly.
CCGCAACUUAUAGCGCCCGUUUACAGUGGCGUCCCGCCCUGUAGGCAAUCACGUGGCGCUAAGCUUGGGACGACGGACAGCCAGCCCGAUCUGCAGCAGGACGCUUAAGUGACGUAUUUCCCACCCCCUCUCCUUUCCCACAGCGUUAUCACCUUGCGUAACGCCAGGCAAUUGCAGCAACAUUUCAUCUCAUUUGUACUUCGUGUUUCCAUUCUAGCUUUUUUGCAUUUCUAGGCGGAAUUGCAUUUUGCUUGCCGUUGACUGACGCACAACGUGGAGAGGACCUGUGUAUUGCUGCGGCUCUCAGCAUCAUCUCGACCUGUUGUGCUUCCAUGUUGACCGAUCUGCGUGCGGCGUGAGAGACAAGAUACACUGUGUUCUUUCUUCACCUACACAGAUAUAACAUAGGGUUCCACUCUACUUCUAAACAAUGGCAUCGACAGCCUCGGAAAAUGGCAGCGCUUUGCGAGAACGCAAAGUGACAAAGGAAGAUUCCCUGCUAAGCGCCGGCGACAGCCCAACCCGCAGCGGUGCAACCAGUGGUAUAUCGACACCCGUGCCCGAGAAUGCUCCGCCCUCGACCAAGUCGCUGUCGUCGGCGCGAAAGCUCGCCCGCGCAGAGCAGAAGCGGCGCAUCUUCCCGACGGUCGAAUUCGCUUCGCGCGUGUCGCAUCUCGAUCCCGAAUCGGACUACCGCGACUUCCACGGCUUCUUUAAUCUCUUCUGGAUCGGUCUCGCCAUCAUGGGCAUCACCACGAUCCUGCGCAACAUGAAGGACACCGGGUACCCCAUGUCCUUCCAGAUAUCGACCCUCUUCACCGUCAAGCUGUGGCAUCUUGCCAUUGCUGACUUUCUCAUGGUUGCCGGUAGUGCUGUCUCGCUGCCCUUGCACCAGUGGAUUCGCAGCAGGCCGGCUGAGUCGACGUGGACCUGGAAGCGCGGUGGCAUGGCCAUCCAGAGCAUCUACCAGGUCGGGUGGCUCUCCGUCUGGAUUGUCGUGCCCUUUGUGUUUGAAUGGACAUGGACGUCGCAGGUGUUUCUGCUGCUACACACCAUGGUCCUGCUGAUGAAGAUGCACUCGUAUGCCUUUUAUAACGGCCACUUAUCCGAGACAGAGAAGCGCCUGCGCCGUCUUGAUAACCCUGCUGCCACUGACGACGACGACCGCAAGCCCGCGUACCAGUAUCCUGCUGUCGACAACACCCCGAAGCGUCGCCGUGGAUCUCGUGUCGUUGCUCGUGUGCCCUCGGACCAUGACGUUUCCACAACUGCUGUAGACGCUGAGGAUGACAGUCAGGAUCAGGUCGAGUCUCUUCGUGAAGCUCUGGCCCGCGAGCUCACAUCCCCCAUUGGCAACAUCACGUACCCGCGGAACCUGACAUGGGCAAACUACAUCGACUUUCUGCUGUGCCCCACGCUCUGCUAUGAGAUUGAGUAUCCUCGCACGCCAUCCAUCAACUGGACAUCGCUCGUGUCCAAGAUUAUCGCCGUUUUUGGCUGCAUCUUCCUCCUCAUCAUCACCUCGGAGGAGUUUAUCCUGCCCGUGCUGCAAGAUGCGCAUCUGCGCCUUGAGAUUGCCGCCGCAGCUCCUACGCCAUCCAUUUACGAGCCGCUGCUCAUCCUGGCCGAGACCAUCUCAUGGCUCCUCUUCCCCUUCAUGCUGACCUUCCUGCUUGUCUUUCUUGUCAUCUUUGAGUAUGUGCUCGGCGCCAUGGCCGAAAUCACCCGCUUUGCAGAUCGCCACUUCUACUCGGACUGGUGGAACUCGACCGACUGGAUGGAGUUUUCGCGCGAGUGGAAUAUCCCCGUGUACAGCUUCCUUCGGCGCCACGUCUACUCGGCAUCGCGUCCACACACGGGCCGCAUGCUCGCCACCGUCAUUACGUUUCUCAUCUCGGCUGUUGGCCACGAGAUUGUCAUGGCCUGCAUCUCCAAGAAGAUUCGUGGCUACGGUUUCGUCUGCCAGAUGCUCCAGCUGCCCAUUGUCAUGCUCCAGCGUACAAAGUGGGUAAGGGGCCAUGAGACACUGAAUAACGUAUGUUUCUGGAUCUCCAUGAUUCUCGGACUAUCGUUGAUUUGCGCGCUCUAUGUACUUGUAUAAACGGGGGUCUUGGUCGGUGAUGGUGUGGUGGCAACACUACAUUCGAAGGGAGCAGUGUUUUGAAAUGGAAAGGGAAAAAAUACCCAAAAUGUUUGUAUCAAUUUGCAUAGUCAUGUCACAUAUAGCAGUACGUUGCUGGUUACAGCGUCGCGUAGUGUGGAAUUUUAUAACAGUUCUUUAUCUAAGGCUAGCGAUUUAAGUCGGUGCAAUCACAGGGUAGAGUGAACAGAAGAGUAACUUGAAUAUUUUUUUCAUUGA